This is a messenger RNA of Harmonia axyridis, 1587 nucleotides long. RefSeq names its product sodium channel protein Nach-like. Gene Ontology annotation, biological process: sodium ion transmembrane transport. The record is from RefSeq and is a predicted model, not a curated record. The transcript has 8 exons. The coding region runs from base 82 to 1548 and encodes 488 amino acids. Gene Ontology annotation, cellular component: membrane. Gene Ontology annotation, molecular function: ligand-gated sodium channel activity. Lineage: Eukaryota; Metazoa; Arthropoda; Insecta; Coleoptera; Coccinellidae.
UGGAUAGCCAUUGUUCUAAUCUUUUUGGUAUCUACUCUGGCAAUUCUUUCAUUAUCAAAUGACAGAUCUGUUAGAAAAUCGAUGAUUUUUGUGACUGAUUCAAUAAACUACCCAAUUUGGAAUUUUCCUUUUCCUGCUGUUACCAUUUGCAGUUUCAAUAAAAUCUCGAAGCAGCGCUCGUUGAAUUAUGCUGAGCUCAUACCAAAUAAAUUAGGUUUGAGUGUGGCCGAAAUAGGACAACUUUUCGAGUUAUUAGGACAGCUCUAUUACAACUCCGAAAAUAUCAAGGAGACUCGAACAGAAGAAUAUUUACAACUACUUCAAUUAUUGGAUCAUAACAAGAUAGAAAUAAAUCUACUGCUCAGGUCUUUGUCACCUUCCUGCAGCAAAAUUUUAACGAGAUGUAGAUGGAAAGGAGAAGACAAGAAUUGCGAUAUGGUUUUCGAGAAAAUAAUUACCUCUGAAGGAUAUUGUUGUUCCUUCAAUUAUUAUGCGCCAAAAGAUCAUGAAUUUGGCGGAAAGCUCUAUUCUGCUAGAUCUCCUCCCAAGCCAAGAAGAGUGUCUGCUUGUGGUCCUACAACUUCAUUAGAACUACUGAUUGAUAAUGAUCCUGAAGAUUAUCAUUCUGUUGAUACCCUAGGGUUUGGCAAUAAGAUUAUGAUACAUAAUUCCUACGAUUAUCCCGAUUGGAGUGAUCAAUCUCUCCUUCUCGGCAUGAAGGUUAUGGCCCAGCUAGGGAUGAAUCCCACUCUAACACACUCAUCUAGUGAUUUGAGAUCUCUCAGCGUUAAAGAAAGAGGCUGUUACUAUAAAGAUGAAUUUCCGUUACAGAAUUUCGGAUAUUACACUUACCAGAAUUGCCUGACUGAGUGUCGGAUGAAUUUAUCCCGAUAUUAUUGUGGAUGUAUCCCAGUUAUUUAUUUAAACGAACAGGGCAAUGCAGGGGAUUACACAAUUUGCUCUUUGAGGGAUAUCGAGUGUUUGAGUAAAUUCAGACCCUUCAUUCGGAGUUCUGUGCCAGGAGUCGAAAUCGAAGCGGACAACUCCACUGAUUUCGUUAUAGAUAUCAGCAAAAGACCUUGCGACUGCCUACCGGAGUGUGCCUCGCCAAUUUAUGAUUUUCAAGUUUCUUCAUCAUUUUUAGAAACGAGGUAUUCACCUUCUAUCGAGCAUUAUGGGUUGUAUCAUGGAAUAGAUCUAGACAAUCACUCUGUGGUGAGAGUAUUUUUCAACGAUUUGGUUGGAACGAGGUAUCGUAGGAUUGUUCUUGGCAACUGGCAAACUUUUCUUGCUUUUUAUGGUGGUAUCCUGGGGCUCUUCUUAGGAUUCAGUUUUAUUGCAGGUAUAGAAUUCAUCUACUUUUUUACAGUGAAACUUUUCAUAGAAUUCGGAAAUAAAAAGAACAUGGAAAAAAGGAAACAAAAGAUGAAGAAACGGAUUUUGCAUGAUAAUGACAAAGUGAGAAAAAUUCACGUCUUGAACAGAAAAAGUUUGGGUUUUACUGGUGAGACGAAGGAUAACAGUUACCUUGAUAUAUAUUUGGAAUGAAAAGUAUAUUCGAAAUAUUGAGAUACUUAUGUAUAUGUA